Messenger RNA from Bombus terrestris (buff-tailed bumblebee), 2556 nucleotides. Its product is annotated as synaptonemal complex protein 1. The record is from RefSeq and is a predicted model, not a curated record. NCBI's taxonomy places the organism in Eukaryota, Metazoa, Arthropoda, Insecta, Hymenoptera, Apidae. Bases 117 to 1751 code for a protein of 544 amino acids. Gene Ontology annotation, cellular component: cilium. The transcript is spliced from 11 exons. Gene Ontology annotation, biological process: cilium movement; outer dynein arm assembly.
CCUUGGUUUUUCAACACAGCCAUUAAACUGUCGCGAAUCGUAGCGAACCGCAACGAUAAUGUUUGUGAUACCAACGAAUCAGUGGCGAUCAUUCUACCAACGGUCUACUGACUGAAAUGUUAUUUCAGAAACGAAUUCCACUGACAUUUCGUAGAAUCAAAGAUGUAAGAUGGUCGACUAAAGAUAAAUUGGAACAAUAUCGUGGGAUCCUUAAAUUACAUGCACGUGAAAAGAAGAUAAGGCUGCAAGAUGCUACAAAAUUGAAGAAAAAGAUAUCAUGGCAAUUAAGUACGUACAAACGAGAUGUAAACAAUUAUCGUCAAAUUGUUAACGAGAUAACGAAAGGAAUUCCAAAAGGUCAUGUGCGUGGUUUAUUGCGAAGUCGUAAAAAUUUACGAUUAAAAUGCCAAGGCCGAGAAAUAGAACACAUUUGUGAAUCUAUUUACGAGGAAAAUCAUAGGAAACGCUGUCAAUUAGAUAAGCUUCGUUACGAGAAGAAACGAAAGAUGAAACGAUGUUUCGAACUACAAGUAGAACACGCAGAGCUGUGCAAUAUUUACGAAGAAAAAAAAGACGUGCCAUGGACUCGAGCGCAACAGAGAUUGGUGUCGCGAUAUCAAAAAUUCGUUGCGAGACAAAAUGCAGCAAAGGCGAUAAAUUUAACGUAUGCUUACAUACUUGAAAUCUUAAAAAAGGAUGCGGUAUAUCACGAAAUUUUGUUGGAUAGCUUGAAACAAGAUCGUAUAAGUCAAUGUAAAGUGAUACUUCGAACAACGAUAAUGGGUCAACUUGCAACCGAAGAAACGAAUGACAUCGAAUCAAAGUAUAAACGUGUAGCACGAAACGUUUGGAAUAACAUGAAGGAGAAAGAACGUAUGCUAGAGAUCGUACGUGAACAAGUAGAGGACUUGUGGUCAUACGCGCAGUCCCUCAUACGAACCGAAAGCGAGGAGAUAUUAACUACAGAAAUUAUACGCUCUGGAACCACAUCGAAUAAAGCGUUAGAAAAGCAAAUAAGCUAUUUGGAAGGAAUAUUCGAUAAAAUCAAGGAUUCAUUGUUGAUCCAUUCUUAUCGAGAAUUGCUUUCAAGGUUGGAAGAACAAAUGAAACAACGAACACGACUGUUGGAACAAUUCGAUCGGAACGUGAAGGAGCGUGAUUCGUUGUUAAGUAAGAAAAAUGAGGCAUUGUCCACUCUGUCUAAUUUCGAGCACGCCCUUGUAGCCACUAUUGAGGAAUAUAACGCGGACAAAAAUAUCUUGCUGGAACAGAUCGCAAUGCAAAAAAAGCGUGAACUUGAACGAAAAAAUUCAAAAAAGGAACGCGGUGAAUUACUGAUGGACAUAAGAGCGGCUUUGCAGAAUAUGGUAGCGAUGUUGAUUUGUGUUAAAAGAGGUAAUAAAGUAGCAGCGAGAAAGCCAACGGAAGAAUUUGAUAAACGAUUUGACAUACCAAUGAUGGAAAAAAUGGAGACAGAAGGUUUAACAUUAUUGUCCACUGUUAGUCGAAAAGUAGGGGCACUAUUUGGAAUGAGCAAUUUCGAACUGGACAAAGACAGAGAAGAAAGAGCGAAAGACUUGUACCAAACUUACGUUUCCAAUUAUCGUUCAAAGAUCAAAUUCAAAGAUGCGGAAGUGGAACCAACGGGUCUCAUCGUCGAGCAUCAAGCAAUUGAUUCAUCGGUGCCAACGCGGGCAGAGAUUAAAUUAAGAAGUAAACAAGCUGUGGAAGCUUAUUUAAGACUGGAGUGAUGCCAUUCUUCUCAUUCCAUUCCGAUAUAAAAGUUACAACAUCGGUCAAUGUAAGAUUAACUCGGUCCCAUCCCAAGCGUUCCUUUUUUAUUUGUACUCUCAACCAAGAGGGUAUUCUUUUAUCAAUACUGCAUGCGUUUGGAUACUUGUAAGGUGCCUUUGGCUCUUUGAAAGGAUCAACGGUUUUUAGUUUUCUUAACAAAAAUUCUUUCAUUACGUCUUUGGAGUCCCUGUACUUGUCUAAAUAAAGAUUAAAUGGUUGUCUCAAUGGAAACCACGUUUGCGGUGCAAUGUAUGGUUUUGGAAAGUCAUACUGAAAUAUCGGUUCUUUUGCACCUAUAAGUAAAAAUUAAGUAAGUAUGUAUAUAUAGACAUAUAAUACAUUAGUGCGUUAGAAAUACUGAAUCCGACUACACGCACCUAAUGCAGAAUGAUAAAACUCUCUCACUGUAGGAUCCCAAUCACUUUGAAAAAAUGCUAGACCAGCUGGAGUAAGAUAAUCUUGAUAUUUUCGAUAAAACUCCAAUGUAUUCCAAUUACGUUCUUUUAACUGUAAGCUUAAACGUAAAUACGCGAUCUAAAUGAAACGUAACGAUAUGGUAUUAUCGCACACUAUACGAUCUACUUUUAACACUUUCUUACUUACCAAGGUUGAAGUCUAUUGUAUUCUGCAUAAUCUAAACGUUGACUUUGUUUGUACAGGAUAAAUAUAUAACGAUAAUAUCCUACUCCCCUAACUGGGAUUGGUCUCAUAUAAUCCAUUAUUUGCUCACCCUCUUCUACUCUGUUCCCUGGAAUAUUUCCU